AUAGCGCUUCCAUUGAUAAAAGAUGAUCGAAUUGUGGGUGGUUAUCCUGCAAACCCCGGACAAUUCCCACACCAGGUCUCUCUCCAACUGAAUGGUCAACAUGCCUGUGGAGGAUCCAUCAUUGCAUCCAACACCAUUUUAACAGCAGCUCACUGUGUUUAUGGAAUGUCUGGUCAAUUGUAUGUCCUGGCUGGAGUUACCGACCUCAAUGAAAAUGGUAUUCGUAUACCUGUGGCCCAAAUUUUGAUUCACUCCAACUACAAUCCAGACACUGUCCUCAAUGACAUCGCCCUUCUUCGUCUGUCUAGCCAGCUUCCUAUUGAGGUUAUAUUCAAAGUCCUGCUCCGAUUCCAAGCCGCCAAUCCAGGAGAAACCCUGAUAUUAAGUGGUUGGGGACGUACUUCCUAUCCCGGUAGUCUACCUACGCAUCUGCAGUGGAUUCAGCUUGCUGCUUUGGACCUCAAUACAUGCUCCCAGCUUCUAACUGGUUCUACUCCUAUUAGUAAUGGUCAUGUCUGCACUACCUCACCAGUGAACCAGGGUGCUUGUCAGGGUGAUUCUGGUGGUCCACUGAUUGACGCGCAGGGCGGGCAGAUUGGUGUCGUUUCAUGGGGCAUUCCAUGUGCAAAAGGAUAUCCUGAUGUAUUUACCUCUGUGCCGUUUUAUUUGGAUUGGAUUGUGAACAGUCCCAAGACUUUUGAAAAAGUUAUUAUUAACCAAUAAGUGUAAUUAUUACUGUUCAUAUUGAAUAAAUUCUAAUUUAAUAAAAAUUCAAAAUAAUUGAAACUAAA
Messenger RNA from Dalotia coriaria, 791 nucleotides. Its product is annotated as chymotrypsin-2-like. Gene Ontology annotation, molecular function: serine-type endopeptidase activity. Gene Ontology annotation, biological process: proteolysis. The record is from RefSeq and is a predicted model, not a curated record. Lineage: Eukaryota; Metazoa; Arthropoda; Insecta; Coleoptera; Staphylinidae.